Carassius auratus (goldfish) is the source of this 909-nucleotide messenger RNA. Its product is annotated as serine/threonine-protein kinase pim-3-like. Bases 266 to 802 code for a protein of 178 amino acids. NCBI's taxonomy places the organism in Eukaryota, Metazoa, Chordata, Actinopteri, Cypriniformes, Cyprinidae. The record is from RefSeq and is a predicted model, not a curated record. Gene Ontology annotation, molecular function: protein serine/threonine kinase activity; ATP binding. Gene Ontology annotation, cellular component: cytoplasm. The transcript has 4 exons. Gene Ontology annotation, biological process: negative regulation of apoptotic process; protein autophosphorylation; regulation of mitotic cell cycle.
UUAAUAAGACCGAAACCUACAGGCCAAGUUUAUACAUUGUAAGUAAGAUGCACUCUCUCUGUUCUCCUCUCACUAACUAGUAGGAAAACUGGACUAAGUGCUUAUUUGGAAAACAACUUCUAUCUUACCAACGUCUUUCUUUUAGCCUGGAUAUCAGCAACACGUUCCACUGGAGAUCGCCCUCACAAUCCUGGCUAAUAAAGGCCCCAGAGUGCCAGAGAUCAUCCAGCUGCUGGACUGGAAGGACUACAAUGACCAUUUCGUCAUGAUCCUUGAAUGUCCCUCUCCUUGUGAGACUUUGGAAGACUUUGUGGGGCGUCAGGGUGGACGUCUCAACGAGAGCUUAGCACGGCGAGUCAUGAUGCAGGUGACUAAAGCUGCGAACGUGUGCUGCCAGCGCCAAGUGUUCCACCGUGACAUCAAACUGAGCAACCUUCUCAUCAACAACCAGACACUUGAAGUCAAACUAAUUGACUUUGGGUGUGGGGACAUUCUGAGGACAACUGUCUACAUGUCAUACUCUGGCACAGCAACAUACGUCCCUCCUGAGUUUCACAUAAAGGGAAAGUACCACGGCAAGCCUGCGACGGUUUGGUCACUGGGGGUUCUGUUAUUUAAAAUAGUGGCCGGAUAUUAUCCAAGUUUCUUAGAUCUGCACAUGCUCAAACUGCAUCUCUGGUCCAGAACUGGUCUGUCAAAUGAAUGCUGCAGAUUGCUCCGCGCUCUCCUGCAAAUAAAGCCAAAGAACCGAAUUCAGCUGGAGGAAAUCCUUUCCCACAAGUGGUUUACGGCCACCACAUAAGACCACCUGAGAAGUUGUUGUAUCUUCAGCUCUCCAAUGGUUCCUGCAAUAGUUGCAGCAGUAUCAGAGGCCCAGUCUACAACGUCUGUCCCCCGCAGUCCAAAACA